Molecule: messenger RNA, 1182 nt
Organism: Baudoinia panamericana UAMH 10762
Lineage: Eukaryota; Fungi; Ascomycota; Dothideomycetes; Mycosphaerellales; Teratosphaeriaceae
Exons: 1
Coding region: 233-958 (241 amino acids)
Biological process (GO): pyrimidine ribonucleoside biosynthetic process; 'de novo' pyrimidine nucleobase biosynthetic process; pyrimidine nucleotide biosynthetic process
Cellular component (GO): cytoplasm
Molecular function (GO): orotate phosphoribosyltransferase activity
Source: RefSeq, a predicted model, not a curated record
CAUCGAAACUCGCUGUCGGAGCUGUGUCGAGCGAAUGCGGUUUCCGAACGGUAGCCAAUUGCAAGGGCAAAACGAGGGAACGUGAGCAGCCCACGCAUCGCUGAAAUGCGAGGCGAGAUCGAGCUCAGUCGUUGCCGCUCGGCCCGCUCAGGUCGGCACAACAAGCUUUAGCGACAGUCAUCAAUUCCAAUCAAAACACGUUCUUUACCAAACGCCGUCUUCAUUUUCAGCCAUGUCUACCACCGAUCUCCCACCGUGGAAGAGCUCACUCAUCUCCCUUGCCGUAUCCUCCGGUAUCCUCACCUUUGGCUCGUAUACGCUUAAAUCACAUCGUGUCUCCCCGUACUUUGUCAACUGCGGUCUCUUCAGCCGAGCCAAGCUCAUCCGUGCGAUCAGCGAAGCUUACGCUCAGUCCCUCAAUAGCUAUGCGCAAGAACACUCAGGCUGGGACUUCGAUGUCCUUUUCGGUCCGGCAUACAAGGGCAUCCCGCUGUGUGCGACCACGGUAGAGAAGCUGGCCGGCCUGGACGAGAGCAAAUGGGGAGACGUAGGCUACUCUUUCAACCGGAAGGAGGUAAAGGAUCACGGCGAGGGUGGGUUGAUGGUCGGCGAAAGCUUGAAAGGGAAGCGAGUGUGCAUCAUCGACGAUGUCAUGACGGCGGGGACUGCCAUUCGAGAAGCGAUUUCCAUCAUUGAGAGCCAGGGCGGCAAGCUCGUAGGCAUUAUUGUGGCGGUUGACCGGCAAGAGAAGAUGCCAAGUCAAAGCGAGAAGGAUGGCAAAGGGGAUGAUGGUAGUCCUAGAGGUAGCACCAUUGGCGAGGUUCGCCGAGAGACUGGGGUGCCGGUCAUGGCCGUGCUCACGCUGGACGAUCUUAUUGUCGGCAUGCGGCAGCUGCGAAGAGAAGAUGAGGUCAAGCAGAUGGAGGCGUACCGAGAACAGUAUAAGCCGAGCGACUAACGGACGAACAUAUUGAUUCCCGAUCUACGCUAAAAGCGAGGUCGUGCGCCUCACAUGCUGAACUCACAGCGGGCCUGAAGCUGAGCAUUGCAUGAUAUAUUGUAGAGUACAAGACCCGCAGCAGAACUGAGGGUCAGAGUGGGUGGGCUUGUCCCGAUGAGGCAGUAUUGGCGUAGUGGAAGAACUUAUGAUGGAAACGUCCUGGGGAGUCCACAGCUGUUGAG